AUGAUGAAUUUUGGAAAUGAAGAUUUAAUAAUAAAAUCUGGUUGGUUGACAAAACUUGGCGGUAAUGCUAUCAGAAAAACCUGGAAACGUAGAUGGUUUGUACUUAAAGGAAAUAAUUUAUAUUAUUACAGAGAUCAGAAUGUUAAAGAAGCAUCUGGUGUAAUAAAUUUAUCAUUAUAUAACUCAAUAUCUCAAGAUACUACUAUAACAAAAAAAUCCCAAUAUUGUAUUAGAAUUGAAAAGGUUAUAAAAGAAACUGAUUCAAUUCAUUCUAAUCUAAAAUGGAUGACUUUAUUGGAAAAACGUUUAGGUGAUAGAAAUAUUGUUGAUAUUGUUUUGGACAGAUUGGAUUUGGCAAAUAUUGGUAUGCAUAAAAGACAAGGCAGUUAUAGUUCUUUGAGAUCUUUCUAUUCAAAGAAUUCUAGUUUUUGUUCUUCUGGUGGUUCGACCACUACAAAUUCAAAUCUAUCUUCAAGACGUCCUUCUUUGGAUUCUUUAAGUUUGGACACUCCUCCUUUGGAUUCGAGAAAAAGUUCAAUGGAUUCAUUUCGCGGCAAUCAAAAUACCAUCUCUCACAAUACAAUAGUAAACAAUAAUAAUAGCGAUAGUUUUCCUUAUCAAUCCAUCUCUAGACCCGAAACUCCUUCAAAUUUAGUUGCUUUAUUUGGUAUAGGUCAACCUAUAUUACGUAAACCUGCAUCGCACGGUUGUCUUCAAGAUAAACAUAUCAUAAAUAGUAUAAAUAAUAGCAGUGCAAAUAACAACGUUGUUUAUUUCCUUGGAAAUGAUGACAACAAUAAUGUAGAUUUAAAUGAUGACGAAGAUUCUCUUAUUACUCCACUAGCAAACGUAUUUCCUAGUCACCUAACAGAUAAAUUUAAUUAA
This is a messenger RNA of Entrophospora candida, 885 nucleotides long. Lineage: Eukaryota; Fungi; Glomeromycota; Glomeromycetes; Entrophosporales; Entrophosporaceae. The record is from the annotation of a GenBank genome assembly.